AUGCAGAAAAUAUUCUGUACUGCAUUGCUAUUAAUUUUUUUUAUUCCAUCUAGAGAUUUCUUUUUGUUUCCAAGUUUCAACAAUGAUGAGUGGAUAAGUUGCUUUUUCCAUUUCGUGUGCGGUUUAAAUGAAUAUGAAGAACCUUUUAAGAUUCUCGAAGAAGGUUCAGACCAGGCGAAGGUGCUAUUUGCGAAAUGUGUACAUCAGGUGUUUGGUAUUGAAGAUCCAUUUUCUAGAGAAAUGUUUGAAACGUUUGGAUCAUUCCUAUGUAACCAUACGAAAGAAGAAAGGAUGAAGACGAGCGUCUAUGUUAAUAAAUUGAUGCUGAGUGAAGAAUGCACUAAAAGAGAACAGGCGGGAAAAAAAAUUGCAAUCCCAAACAUUUUUGGAUGA
Molecule: messenger RNA, 393 nt
Organism: Argiope bruennichi
Lineage: Eukaryota; Metazoa; Arthropoda; Arachnida; Araneae; Araneidae
Exons: 4
Coding region: 1-393 (130 amino acids)
Source: RefSeq, a predicted model, not a curated record